AUGCACUGUUUUAAAGCUCUGCGGCUGUCGACCUCUGCGCACCUCUUCGUCAAAAACACAGACGCUCUGAAGAAAGUUUUCAUCAUCCAGCCGGCAUGUUGUCACUGCACGAAGUCAACGUCGUCGUCCCAGCAACGAGCUGCGACGCACCUGGAUCAUGUCCCUGUCAAAAUGAAUGUAAACUCAAAGCCCCCCAGCUCUGGAGUGGAGGACAUGCUCUUCUACACAAUCACAGAGGGAAAAGAUCAAGUGCCUCUGUCAUACUUUACAUCAGCCCUGAAGAGAACUGGCCUUCACCCAUCUGACCCUCGUCUAAAGGACUGCAUGGAGAAGCUUCAAAAGGCUGUGAAUGAAUCAGAUGGUGAGGUGAUGAUGGACAGAGACCUUUUCCACAGGUGUGUUGGUGGAAAUGUCAUCCUGCUGAUCCAGGCCUUCAGAAAGAAAUUCAUUAUCCCUGAGUUUGAUGUGUUUGCACAGAAAAUAAAUGAAAUCUACCACACUGUGCAAAGCCACAGUGAUGGGAAGGUUGCAGACUACAUCCCCCAGCUGGCCAAGUUUAGCCCAAGACUGUGGGGCGUGUCUCUGUGUACAGUGGACGGCCAGAGACACUCAGUGGGCGACACCAAGCAGCCGUUCUGCCUGCAGUCGUGUGUGAAGCCGCUGCAGUACGCCAUCGCCGCCCACGAAGCGGGGACAGAACAAGUUCAUCGCUAUGUCGGCAUGGAGCCCAGUGGAUUCAAGUUCAACAUGCUCUCACUGGAUGAUGAAGAUAAGCCCCACAACCCCAUGGUGAACGCUGGAGCCAUAGUGAUCAGCUCUCUUAUCAAGCCUCUUUCAAAUAAGGCCGAGAAGUUUGACUAUGUUAUGGACUUUGUGAAAAAGAUGGCGGGUCAGGAGUUUGUGGGAUUCAGCAAUGCCAUGUUUCAGUCAGAAAAAGAAACCGGCAACAGAAACUUUGCCAUCGGAUACUACAUGAAAGAGAAGAAGUGUUUCCCCCCGGGUGUUGAAAUGAUCGAUGCCCUGGACUUCUACUUCCAGCUUUGCUCCAUCGAGGUGACCUGCGAGUCAGGGAGCAUCAUGGCUGCCACUCUGGCCAACGGAGGGAUCUGUCCAAUCACAGGCGAGCGUGUGCUGAGCGCUGAGGCAGUGCGAAAUACCUUGAGUCUGAUGCACUCAUGUGGCAUGUAUGACUUCUCUGGACAGAUGGCUUUUCAUGUGGGCUUGCCGGCUAAAUCCGGGGUGUCCGGUGCAAUACUGCUGGUGAUCCCCAACGUCAUGGGAGUGAUGUGUUGGUCUCCUCCGCUGGACAGAGUCGGAAACAGUGUCAGAGGAAUACAUUUCUGUCAGGAGCUUGUAUCGCUCUUCAAUUUCCACAACUACGACAACUUGAGGCACUUUGUGAAGAAGCAGGACCCUCGCAAACAGGAUGGAGAGGAGAGGAACAAGUCUGUUGUCAAUUUGAUGUUUGCAGCCUACAGUGGAGACGUGUCUGCUCUGAGAAGGUUUGCUCUCUCAUCCAUGGACAUGGACCUGAAAGACUAUGAUUCUCGAACAGCGCUGCAUAUCGCUGCAGCAGAGGGUCACGUGGAUGUGAUGAAGUUUCUUACUGAAACCUGCAAAGUUGAUCCGUUUGUUAAAGACAGGUGGGGGAACCUUCCCAUCGAUGACGCCCUGCAGUUUGGUCAUGACGAGGUGGUGAAGGUGCUGAAAGACUACCAGCAGACCUUCAGUCAGCAGGAAAUACAGCGCACUGAGGCUGAGCAUACCCCGAAGCUGGACACCAUCGAGGGAAUGGUGUGAUGUCUUUUUUUUUUUUUUUAAUAGAAUAGAAUAGAGUCCUCAAACUGUAACACUUCAGGGCAUUUGUGCAAUCUGUCAUGUUUGAAAUGUGAGGGUCCAUUUGUAGCACGUAACAGAGCAGAAUAUGACUUGUAAAGCAUUAAAUAAGUAUGCAAACUGCAGUAAUGGAUACCAUUCAUCUGUGAAUUCAGUAUUAUAUUUAAAUACGAUGUUAAGACAGCAGUAACUUACAAAAUGUCAAUACAUCAAACCAAACCAAACCAAGAGAUUCUGUUAUAAAAUCUGCUGCUUAAAUAAUCAGACACAUGGGGGCGCCAGAUAGCCUAGCAGUUAUGUUGUGUGCCGCAUGUGCAGAGGGUGUAGACCUUGUUGCAGCAUCCAUGGGUUCAAAUCUGACCUGGGCUCUUUACUGCAUGUCAUCCCCCACUCUGUCUUGGCAGCAUUUCCUGUCUCUCUUCAGCUGUCCUUUUAAUGAAGGCAACAAAAAAGAAAGCUAAAAAAAAAAUGAAACAAGAAACAAUUUAAAGAAGAUCUGCUGGAGAACAUCAUUACUCUGGACAAAAUGUUCCCUUUUCAAGAUUAAGGCAGGUUCUUAUGUAGCAAAGGCUCUCAGCAUAUUUUUUUAAAGGGAUUUGAAAAAAACUCCUCUGGUAAAAAGAGGUGUGUUAUGAACAGUAUAUAUUUACCUCUGUCUGUUAUUAUCACUCUAUCGUGCCUUGUUGAAACAUUUUUGAAGAUGUUAAAUUAACUGAAAUGUUUGCAUACCAUAUCCCAGAUCAUUUUGAAUGUAAAAAAAAUGGAAAUAACGUUAUAUACAGCCAUGAAACAAAAUGUUUGGUAUGUUGUAUAUAUGAUGUUCUUUAGCUGUAAAUAAGGACCUUUGAUUCCCAAUAACGGAUAAAUAUGAUUAUACGCUAUGUCACGAAAACAAGGGAUGUAUUUUUUUAAAAUAUUUUGACUUG
Messenger RNA from Labrus bergylta (ballan wrasse), 2762 nucleotides. It is a transcript of the gene gls2b, whose product is annotated as glutaminase 2b (liver, mitochondrial). Lineage: Eukaryota; Metazoa; Chordata; Actinopteri; Labriformes; Labridae. Gene Ontology annotation, biological process: L-glutamine catabolic process. Gene Ontology annotation, molecular function: protein binding; glutaminase activity. The record is from RefSeq and is a predicted model, not a curated record.